Messenger RNA from Ustilaginoidea virens, 552 nucleotides. RefSeq lists its product as uncharacterized. NCBI's taxonomy places the organism in Eukaryota, Fungi, Ascomycota, Sordariomycetes, Hypocreales, Clavicipitaceae. The transcript is spliced from 2 exons. The coding region runs from base 1 to 552 and encodes 183 amino acids. The record is from RefSeq and is a predicted model, not a curated record.
AUGGCUGUGCCCCAGGUUAACGGCGAUGUGCCCGUCCGCCCCAACUCUGCUUUCCUCCAGCACCUCUUGAACUAUCCGUUGAUCAACGACAGCAUCCACACCGUCAAGUCCAACGAAUACGCACAGCGAUCCCUCAAGCUCGGCGACUCGGCGUACCAGACCUUUGCGGCCCCCGUGCUUACCUGGUUCGCCAAGCCCUACGAACUCGUGUCGCCCUACGUUGCGCGCGCCGACUCGCUCGGCGACAAGACGCUCGACCGCAUUGACGAGCGCUUCCCCAUUGUCAAGAAGCCCACCUCUGAUCUGUACAACGACACCCGCAGCCUGAUCCUGCUGCCGUACAACAAGGGAAUCGAGGGCCGCAACCACGUGUACGAGAUAUAUGCCUCCGAGGUCAAGAAGAACGAGCAGAAGGGCCUGGUCGGCCAGGGCAAGGCCGCCGUGUCGACGGCGUUUGUCGUCAGCAACGAGACCCUGGGCUGGCUGAGCAGCUUCCUGGCCGCCAAGAAGGCCGAGGCCUCUGGCGCCGCCAAGGAAAAGGUCAACCAGUAA